Molecule: messenger RNA, 2281 nt
Organism: Zingiber officinale
Lineage: Eukaryota; Viridiplantae; Streptophyta; Magnoliopsida; Zingiberales; Zingiberaceae
Exons: 3
Coding region: 317-463 (48 amino acids)
Source: RefSeq, a predicted model, not a curated record
UUUGUAGCCGACGACUGGCUUUGCUUAAAACGAUCCUCCCCGAUGAAUUGGUCUCGUGAACUCAACUCCUCAGAAUUGUUUGCCUACCGAGAAAUUUUUGAAGGGGAAGACAAGGCGAUCCAUUGCUUCGACGACCUUCCCACCGAAGUCCCACCGAGCUCUCUUGGCUUCCUUUUUUCCUUUUUUAUAACCAAAAUUUGAUUUUUCGACAGCAAGAGUGGUUUGCAUGUUGAAGGACAAGCUCAAGAAUUGAUUUUUUUUUGUUCUUUUUCAUCAUUCAGAAGGGUAAAGCGGCUAGGGUUUUUGGCUGACAUUGAUGGCCCUGCCGUGGAGCUUGGCCAUAUACGUGAUGCACGUGGUUUGGGCAGUUCUCAAUGGGUGGGUGUCCACUUGUUUGAUGAUUGCCGACGAGAUCGCACGCGGUCUCAGGUCCGGCGAUAUCGGUCCGCUGCCUGUUGGUUGACGCCGCCGAGGUGAAAGAUAAACGUUUAAGAUCUAUCAUACGCCAAUACAUGUUUAUGUGAUUUAUACAAGUGAUGCUUGGUGACUACCUGAUUCCUGAUCUUCAGUACCAUCAGUUUAUGUAUGUGUAUGACUUAGGUAUGCUAAUUCAUCUUAUUUGUAAUUAAAUGUGAAACACCUUUCAUUGUCAUAUCUUUAUUAUCAGAAAAAAUGCAUGUGUCCCAGGGAAAUUGAACCACUGUACAGGUGGGAGGUGAGGACCGUGAGGUCACCAAGUCAUCAGUGUAUAUACUGAGAAGGUUUUUUUAGAGCAGCUAAUAGUACUCACCUUUAGCUUCACAUUCUUUCUAAUGAUACAUGUCGUCAAUUGCAUUAGCUUGUAUUUUCCUCUUCUUGUAUUUCUUUGUGUGUGAGCUUGUACAAGGCUUUUCUGUCUCCGGAUUGUUUUCGAGGAGUGUUUCAUAGUGGAGAGUGUGCAUGAGGGUUGGAUCCUUGGAUUAGUCACCUCUCCUUGAGGUGGAUACCAAGUAAAUUCAUCUUGUUAGCAUUGGGGGGCUUUGCGUCAAGUUUAUCCGCUGCACAUCAUCAUCAACAAAAGCGCGAGAAGCUAUUCACCCAUAUCUAGCUCCGAAGUGACCCAACAAUCUUGUCUUAGAAGGAAAUGGAAACUGUGGCUAUAAAAGAAAAUGCCAUGAGAUUCAAGAUUAGAUUCCAUAUAUAGUUAGCUUUUCAAUUGUUUAUCUGCAUUAGAAAUCAACUUUUCCUGUCACUCUUCUACUAAGUUUCCAGAGAAUGGAUUUAUUUAAUGGAUUAACAAGUAGAGCCAUUCAUGAAUAGUAGAAGUUGUUUCUAGAUACAAUGGAUUUACUAAAUGAAUAAACCAGUGAGAAAUAUUCGUGAAUAAUCAAACUUUUAUUUGCCUUGGGAUUUUUGUGAGCUCAAGUUACAAAGGAGAAUCACUAUCAAAAUAAGAAGAAUUUAUCUAUUUAAAAAUGUAGAUUAUUGGCCAUACAGGAAUUGUUUUGACUUUGUAGCUUGAUUUGGCAUAUUGCCGAUUCUGUUUUUAUUUCAUAUCUAGGACUCUAGGAGGUUGGUUUGUGGCACAACUUUUGUAACUCCAUGGUCCUCAGAUGAAUUGGCAAGUGACUAGUAAGAUCCAAAACUAGAAAUGUGAAUAUUUGCUAGCAAAAACAUAAUGGAGGCGCCGGUCAAUAUAAAUUCAACCCAAUUUUUCUCAUGCAAAUUUUGUUUCAGAUCUACAUGUACCUAAGAAUUGUAUCAAAUCAGUUUUUCAAGGAAUGGUUAGGAUUGUAACUUCAACUAUGGAAUUCAAAGGGUUCAAAUAAGAAAUGAUACUCUAAAAUCUAAAUCAUACACCUGACUACAAUGAAAUAUAGAAUCAAUUAUCAUAUAUCCAAUUUGAAGAAGAGGAAGAAGAAAUGGUCUGAUCCUCUUAUUUCUUAAAGUGAGAGAUCAAUGACUUGGGAUUACUAGGGUUCAAAUGGAUAUUUACCUUGGAUAGUUAGAUAAGAACCAAAGAUAAACAAAUAAAUAAAUAAUGCCACUACUACAUAAACAAAUAGUCCUAUUUGGUAAGCAUAUUCAAACCAUCUUAAUCUAUUAUCCCAUUUUAGUUUAUACCAGUCCAGUAUGGUAGACAAUACAAUAUUUGUUUGUGUCACACCGACAUACUAGUUUAUCAGCAACUAUUAUGGUUAAUUUGUUAAAAAAAUUUCUCUAUAUUGAUGAUUCAACCAUCAGAAAUAAGCAUAAUUUGAUGAUUUGUAUGAUUAAUAUUUGUAUUCUUCAUACGGUUAUA